UCGCAGCAGCCGGACUUUCUGAAGGGAUUUGCUUUGACUGCAAGCGAUCCACAGACCACAGCCAUUGAUUUGAAGCAAUUCUCGAUAAUGGAACCAGAAAACGCUCAAUCGCCUAUUGAGCAACAAGAACAACCAGUGGUAUCAAAAGAAUCGGGCAUGAAUGUCGAUGAUCAGGGAAAUGCUGCACCAGGUGUUUGGGAAGUGACAAAAGGAUCGCGUAACAAAGCUCAGGAAGACGACAAGCCUGCAGAAUUGACGGAGGAACAACAGAAUGAACAGACAUUAAACACAUUAGAUGAAAUGACCAAAAUCAUGGAAGAGCUUGACCAGGAUAAAGGUCGAUACGAUCUACACGUCCGACUGAUUGAAUUGCUUCAGCAAAUGAGUAUGGAGGACGAACUUGAACGUGCUCGUGAACAAAUGCAUGAGGUUUACCCGUUAAGCGAAGACAUGUGGCUCGAUUGGAUUAACGACCUCAAGAAGAAGGAAAACACAGAAGAGAAGCAGGAGAGAUUACGGUGGCUGUACGUGGAAGCGACUCGCGAUUACUUUUCGAUACCAAUUUGGGAGUCUUUUGUUGACUAUACGCUCGAGCAAUUCGACAACAAGUGGGAGGACAAGCAGGUAGUUGAAGAUACGCGAGAAAAUCUAGUACGAGCGGUUCGAGCAACCGAACAUCACAUAUCUCAAAGCCAACGAAUUUGGAUAAAAUUCAUCGAGUUUGAAACCCAAGCUUUAAAGGUAAAGGAUAGCAUGCAGCAGGACUUUGAUCCAAAGCAACUCGAACGGGUAAAACAGCUAUAUCGUGAUCGACUAGACACACUUCACACAUCUUCCGAAGAAACUUUUAACAAGUAUUCAACUUUCAACACAAAUUUCGAUAAUCAAAACUACGAACAAAGCAUGCUCAAAGCCAACAAAAUCUAUUCAAAAGUCAAGGAAGCUGCUGAAGUUCGAGACCAAUUUGAGCUGCAACUGAAACAAACAAACAAUGCCUUGGAUACGUUUUACGAGUACAUUAGUAAUGAAAGUAUCAAUAAGGACAAGUACUCGUUAAAUAACAUCCGUAAUCUAUAUGAGCGUGCAGUAGCUAUAUACUGUACAGAUGUAACCUUAUGGGAUAACUACGUCACUUUUCUGCUUGAACGUGUCCGUGUCCCGGUAUUCAUGGAAUCGAUAACACAUCGGGCUAUCCGAAACUGCCCAUGGUCAGGAAUCCUAUGGGGCCAUCAUGCUCGAAGCCUAGAGGCUAAUAAGAAAACCAAAGAAGAAAUCAUUGCAAUCUUCGAUACUGCACUCGGCAACCAAAUCUUGUUAUCAAGCCUCGAGGAUUUGGUGAAUUUGUUCCGUGCUAAAUGUGAUUAUUUGCGGCGUCGUAUUGACUGGACCGAUCCGUCUGAAGAUGAUACGGUGGAUUUACGCGUCGCAUUUGAAGAAGCCCUUGUAUAUCUGGAUGAGAAAUUCCCGAAAACACCAGAUCCAUACUUUCGUAUUGAACGCUACUAUGCAUUUGUUGAAAACGAGCUAUUGGAUAAUGAAGACAAGGCUCGAGAAAUAUGGGAAAAUCGUGUUAGCAAGCGACACGGCCGAUGCACAGAUGCAUGGCUAUCCUAUAUUGAAUUCGAACGCUCUUGUGGUAACUUAUUAAAAUGCCAGAGCCUGUACAAACAAGCAAUCGUAAAGAACUUAGACGAUCCACAGCGCUUGAUCAAUGCAUGGUUGAACAUGACACACGAAAUUGGAACUCUGGAUAUGUUGGAAGAUGCACUUGUCAAAGUGAAACAAAAGGAGGGCGCUCUUCUCCAUCAGUGGCAGGGCCAAGCUGUUGAAUUGGAAGCUGAGAAGCAAAGAGAAGAGGAGAAGAAAAUCAAACAAAAGAAAUUAAAAGCGCAGCGCCGGGCCCAAACUCGGACAAAUAAGAGGGACCAACGUGAUCUAGAAGAAGACGUAUUAAAAGAAGAAAAGGAGGAAGAAGCGCAGAAAGAUAGUGAUGGAUUCAAAAUCCCGGCCCCACCAAGGAAACGUCAAGCUUCUUCACAAAGCGAUGAACCCAUUGAUGCACCAACACUAAAAAAGACAAAGAUUGAUCACGUCGAUCCUGAAGAAAACCGACGAGACCAAACUGACCGAGGCCGAGGAAGAUCACUUGGGCGAGGAAGAGGAAGAGGUCGUGGUGGCAGCCGAGGCCGGGGGAGAGUAGGCCUUGGAUUUAACGCCAGAAAAUCGACAACAGCAGCAGAAGGAAGCAACAGCAGCAACGACGACAACAGUGAACAACAAAAACAACAGGAUAGCACAAAGCAAAAAGCAGGACCCAGUCUCCCAGCCGACGCAAAACCAAAGACUCAAGAUGAUUUUCGUGCCAUGUUACUGGGCAAAAAAUAAACCGAAUAUUAUGACCAAAGAGCACAUUUGAUGGAUCAAAAGAACUACGUUGGGAGUGAUUGUUUUAUUAUUGCAUUGUCGAAAUCCGUUAGAAGGGGUUGGCAGAGUCAUUAUCGCCACCUUCGCAGAGGGGAACGGAGCAGCCAGUACCGCAUUCGUUGAUUCCAGAACUGCUUGUACAAUAACUCUUGGUCUUGUGGGCAUUUCUACAUCUUUUGUAUCUGUUAACGGCCUCAAGAUAACAGUUACACUCGCAGCGGAAAGCAGCUGCCUGGGUUGGGGGAACCAUGGAAAGGAUCACGGCCAGAACGGAGACCACCAAGAGGACCAAGCUGGACUUCAUAUUUGAUUGUUGGUUUUAGGUUAUAAAAGAGUUGUUAAAUGUGUUAGAAACCCGGGUUAUGUGAUUUCUCCUUGAUACUUUUAUACAGGAUUUCUUCUUUCUUUUCGCGGUUGUACAAACAAAGCCUCAAAUUACAACUCUCA
This is a messenger RNA of Zychaea mexicana, 2871 nucleotides long. RefSeq lists its product as uncharacterized. Gene Ontology annotation, molecular function: protein binding. Lineage: Eukaryota; Fungi; Mucoromycota; Mucoromycetes; Mucorales; Lichtheimiaceae. The transcript has 16 exons. The record is from RefSeq and is a predicted model, not a curated record. The coding region runs from base 88 to 2385 and encodes 765 amino acids. Gene Ontology annotation, biological process: RNA processing.